UUUUGGUUAUAAUUUCAGUCUGAGCAAAGCACGGAUCGCGCGUUGAUACUCCCUCACGCCCGAUCCCCGAUUAGUAGUGUAAGUCUGGUGGUCCCAGCAGGAGAUUGUCCGCAUCCUAUCCCCGGUAGUCGCGUAUAAAGCCUCGUUUGUUCUGGGAAGUGGUGAUUCUAGCCUCAGGACCCACGCAACGGUGUCCUGUUCAAGAAGAUCCAGUGGGAUUCUACGGCCGACAGUGUCGGACAAGGAAUUGAACACCUUAGAGUCAGCCUUGACUAGUUCCGAGUGCGUGCGUUUCAUUGCUUAGUGAACCUUCGACGUGGAAACACCACCGCCUUUUUUUGUUGCCGAUACUAGGCUACCUACGGCGGUGUCACGCAUGGAUUGGUCCAGUUCCGUGAAAGAAAAAAAAAGCAAACGCCCAUUAGCUCAUGCAGCUCAAGUGUACUCUGCUGAAUUCUCACUUUCGGAUUAACACAACGGUUUUCGCCAUUUGAUGGUUUUUCCCUCGGCUUCGGAGUGCGAAGAAAAUACAUUCGAGAUAAAUAUAGCUCAAAAAAAAAAGCUAGCUAGCUUGGGGGUGCCUGGCAUUGAAAGUUGAAGGCGAAUUCUUCUCAAGUGUAAUACUAUUACUCAUUGUUGGUGUGUCAAAAGUGAUGAAAAUGGUGGCCAUAGACUGGCGAAAUAGUGCAAACAUGCUAGCCUUCGGUGCGAUAUUGAUCCUGUGUGUCUUCCAAGUGGAUGCCGUUCGAGUGACGCAGCAACAGCCGACCGCUUCCCGGCGAAUAACAGCCGACAAAUCAGCGCCGCUAGCUGAUCAGACGCCUGCAUCUUCCUGGUGGCAGCCCCAAAUUACCGAUUUGCCAAUAGCGAAAAAUUUCUUCCAGGCCACCCACGGUCUGGUUCAAACCCAUCCUUCGAUUCAGAAGGGAAGCCUGAAGGCUUCACCGCUGGUAGGCAAACCGGUGCUCUCCAGUGGAUUCCCAUCGAUCGCUAACCCAAAUCCACGAUCACCCUUCCGCCAUUUGGACUUCAGCAGCAGUGCGACCGCCGAACUGAGGCGCAACCCAAGCCUGUCCGCUCCGGAUGAAUGUGCCCGAGCAUGCCGAGAGGGAGAACCAGCUAGGAUCUGCUACUAUCAUUUCACCGUGGAGUACUACACCGUGUUGGGAGCCGCGUGCCAGAUCUGUACGCCGAAUGCUACCAACACCGUGUGGAGUCACUGUCAGUGCGUUUUGGCCGAUGGUGUCGAACGAGGAAUCCUGACCGCGAAUCGUAUGAUCCCUGGUCCCAGUAUUCAAGUAUGCGAAAACGACAGAGUUGUUAUCGACGUUGAAAACCACAUGGAAGGUAUGGAAUUGACCAUUCACUGGCACGGUAUCUGGCAGCGAGGAACACAGUACUAUGACGGCGUACCGUUUGUGACACAGUGCCCUAUCCAGCAGGGCAAUACGUUCAGAUAUCAGUGGACUGGUAAUGCCGGUACUCACUUCUGGCACGCUCAUACAGGUCUGCAGAAAAUGGACGGCCUCUAUGGAAGUGUUAUUGUACGCCAACCGCCAUCCCGUGAUCCCAACUCGCAUCUGUACGACUUCGAUUUGACCACGCACAUUAUGUUGGUAAGCGAUUGGCUUCACGAGGAUGCCGCUGAACGAUAUCCGGGCCGUCUGGCUGUCAACACCGGUCAGGAUCCCGAAUCGCUGCUGAUCAACGGCAAGGGACAGUUCCGGGACCCGAACACCGGCUUCAUGACCAAUACUCCGCUGGAAAUAUUCACCAUCACUCCCGGCAGACGGUAUCGAUUCCGUAUGAUCAAUGCAUUCGCCUCCGUUUGCCCAGCACAAAUCACCAUUGAGGGACACACCUUAACGGUCAUCGCCACCGACGGAGAACCAGUGCAGCCCGUGCAAGUCAACACCAUAAUUUCGUUCUCAGGUGAACGUUACGACUUCGUAAUCAACGCUGACCAAGCCGUCGGUGCCUACUGGAUUCAACUGCGUGGUCUCGGAGAGUGCGGUAUUAAGCGGGCCCAACAGUUGGGUAUCCUUCGUUACGCCCGUGGCCCAUAUCAGCCUGCAUCGCCACCACCCACCUACGAUGUCGGUCUACCGCAAGGAGUGGUCAUGAAUCCACUGGAUGCCCAAUGCAACAUGCAACGUGACGAUGCAAUUUGCGUGAGUCAACUGAAGAACGCUAAGGAAGUUGAUCGAGCACUGCUUCAGGAGAAACCGGACGUCAAGAUUUUCCUGCCCUUCCGGUUCUAUCUGUACCGACCGGAAGAACUAUUCCAACCCAACACGUACAAUAGAUUCUUGGUUGCCCCCACCGGAGACCACGUCAUCUCGCUGAUAGAUGAAAUCUCGUACCUAUCUGCUCCUGCACCGUUACUGUCACAGUACGAUGAUAUUAAUCCGGAACAGUUCUGCAACGGAGAUAACCGGCCAGCCGAUUGUGGUGCUAACUGUAUGUGCACUCACAAGGUCGACAUUCCACUGAAUGCCAUUGUUGAAGUCGUGUUGGUAGAUGAAGUCCAACAACCGAAUCUGAGUCAUCCGUUCCAUUUGCACGGUUACGCAUACAAUGUGAUCGGUAUCGGGCGCUCGCCGGAUUCCACUGUGAAGAAAAUCAACUUGAAACAUGCCCUUGACCUAGAUCGUCGUGGUUUGCUACACCGACAGUUCCAGCUUCCGCCACUGAAGGACACCAUUGCUGUGCCGAACAAUGGCUACGUGGUUCUCCGAUUCCGUGCUGACAAUCCCGGUUUCUGGCUGUUCCACUGUCAUUUCCUGUUCCACAUCGUGAUAGGCAUGAACCUGAUUCUUCAGGUUGGCACACUACAGGAUCUGCCUCCGGUACCGCCGAACUUCCCAACCUGCGGCGAUCACUUACCGCCGAUACAGUAGAGAACUUUUUGCGCGCAAACAAACCUCCAAAACACUAGCUCCAACGAUGCACAAAUAGCACAAACUUUUCGGCUACAAUUGAUUACUGACGAACCAGGAAAGGACACCCACUAGUCUGAGUUAAGCCAACGCGCUUCAGUAGUAGUAGUAGUUAGCUUCGUAUUGCUCGAAAACAGUCCGAAAAGUGAACUGACUACGUUGUGCACCCCAAAACAAAAAUCUGAAUUUAGUUCUCCGGGAGAGAAAGAGAAAGAUGAACGAGAUGAUUUUAUUCUACGAUAAUUUUUAUUUUUUUCAGAAAAAAAAUACUAUUCCUUAGCGUUAGUUGCGAGAAACUGAGAAUACUCCCUGAAAAAAAGUACCAAUAUGCCGACAGUGCUUUGUUUAGAUUUGUAGGCAGAGAUUUUUGUUUUAAUUUAUGUAGCAUUUUCAUGUAUAAGUAAAUUAAUUUGUAGUUAGGAAAUCGACACACGGCGCAAAACCUUAGGUCUUGCAGAAACCAUAGACAAACGAAUAGGUUAACUGCGCGCAUACGUCGUCGUCGUUUGCUAUUUGAUUUAAGUUUAGAUCAAUUCAUAUCGUGCUUACUAAUUUUAUCAUUCAUUACAGAUCGAGUUUGGCAACAUUCGCGAGAUCUAACGGGAAAAGGGGUUGCUCAUUCUAUUUCCCUAUCUUAAUCUAACCUGAUUUAUUUCACCGAUCAAAGUGUGCCACCAUAUUUAUUUACUGUUUUAUUUGUUUUUGUUUACGUGAAUCAGAUCCAAACGUACUCGAAGAGUAUAGCGAAAAAUUGUAAAUAUUCAUAAUACUCAAUCAAAAUCAUACUGUUUCUAUACUAAUAAGAUACUUGCAUUAUUCUGUCAUCAAAAUUCACCCACAGCCAUCCCACUCAAAGAGCUACGAACACUCUUAAACUGUACAAAACCUGCACUGCCUGUCUUGAAGCACCCUCCUCAAUAUGAUUCUCUUCUAAAGAAUUUAAAAAAAGAAGAAACAACAAACAAACAACCAUUAACUUUAUGUCCCGAAAGUUUCCCGUUCUGACAGCUCUAGCAGAACAUUAUGCUAACACCGCCAUCAUUGGCUGAUACCCCUCCCAAUCAACUGAGAUAGGCAACAAGUAUUAGCGUGAGGACUAUGUAAUUCGAAUGCUAAUAAUGCCCAUUUCCAUUUCCUCUCCCUAUGAACUACACCAUUCAUUUACUCGUCUUUCGACUUUCCACAACCUGAUCAUCACUAACAAAUGAAGAAUAAUGUAAAAAAAUGUUCGAAAUUUAUUGUUUAACUAUAGCAGAAUCUACCUUCGAUUGAACCUCCUGAAUUUCCGAGGGAACAUUUACCUGCCACAGAUUGUGCUGAAACAAUACUGCCGAAAACGCCGUAGACUCAAAAAGGUGUCCAAUUUACUAAGCUAUAAAUCGAGUCGCCACUUUUUUGUGUACUACCAAAAAUCGAUUAAACUAUGUAUAAAAAAAAUUGUGUAUAUAAAAAUA
This is a messenger RNA of Malaya genurostris, 4393 nucleotides long. RefSeq lists its product as uncharacterized. Lineage: Eukaryota; Metazoa; Arthropoda; Insecta; Diptera; Culicidae. Gene Ontology annotation, biological process: iron ion transport. The coding region runs from base 654 to 2900 and encodes 748 amino acids. The record is from RefSeq and is a predicted model, not a curated record. Gene Ontology annotation, cellular component: plasma membrane. Gene Ontology annotation, molecular function: oxidoreductase activity; copper ion binding. The transcript has 9 exons.